Achroia grisella is the source of this 6131-nucleotide messenger RNA. It is a transcript of the gene br, whose product is annotated as broad-complex core protein isoforms 1/2/3/4/5. The record is from RefSeq and is a predicted model, not a curated record. The coding region runs from base 564 to 1922 and encodes 452 amino acids. Gene Ontology annotation, biological process: regulation of transcription by RNA polymerase II. The transcript is spliced from 7 exons. Lineage: Eukaryota; Metazoa; Arthropoda; Insecta; Lepidoptera; Pyralidae. Gene Ontology annotation, molecular function: protein binding. Gene Ontology annotation, cellular component: nucleus.
AAGGUGGACGCGGCUCGUGUUAAUAUUGCAGACCGACCGGACCCGACCGGACGGGUGGACGCCUCUGAAAAAAAAUACACACAUUAAAAAAUUAUAGGAAAUUAAUAUCCGCAAUUAAAUCCAGCAUCCGGUUUCGGGCGAACAAUUUUCAAGUUUGGAAUAGAACGCGUCGACGAGCGAACUAUUGGGACGCGUGCGGGGAAAGUUUUCGGACGAAGUUCGGCUAAAGUUUCUCACGUGCGUGUGUGGACAGCGAACUAGUCGCGGGACGGAUUGGCUGGACGGUCGCGCGCCGCGUUCCACAUUCAAAAAGCCGAUUCCAUUUAUUUUAUUCAAAUUUAUUACUUUUUUUAUUAUUAGUGCAAAUUUUGUUAACGCGUUUUCGGCCUGGUUUUUUACGCGUUGCUCUGUUGCCAGACAUUGACUUCUAGUGACUUUGUUGAAGUUUUGUUGAUACUGUUUCUGUUGACUAACAUUUUUAAAGUGGUUUAUGGCGCCUGGACAGACUUGCACAUCGGACACAUGAUUCCAUAAACUCACAAGAAAAAAAACAAAAUCUCACAAUGGCGGACAAUCAACACUUCUGUCUGCGGUGGAACAACUACCAAAGCAGCAUAACGAGCGCGUUCGAGAACCUUCGCGACGAUGAAGACUUCGUGGACGUGACGCUGGCGUGUGACGGGAAGAGUCUGAAGGCCCACCGCGUCGUGCUUUCUGCUUGUAGUCCCUACUUCAGAGAACUGUUAAAAUCAACACCCUGCAAGCACCCCGUGAUCGUGCUCCAGGAUGUGGCAUUCACAGACCUGCACGCGCUGGUGGAAUUCAUCUACCACGGCGAGGUGAACGUUCAUCAGAGGAGUCUCUCCUCCUUCCUCAAGACCGCCGAGGUCCUCCGGGUCUCCGGCCUCACUCAGAACGAGGAUGUUCAGGGGCCGCUGCUGCAGAGCCUGCGAGCUACAACAGCCCCCUCCCCCCAUACGCCGCCGCACCCCGCGCAUAUCCCCCACACUGCCCACACCCCAACAUACUCUGAGAAACUUGAAGAAGCUCUCUCCCACGGUGGACCCUUCUCACGGCGAAUUCCCCUCCCCCCGCGACGCAUCAGCCGCUCUGCUGACAACUCCCCCGACGUCAUCAAACGCCCCCGGCACGACAACAAUAACACCGAGCAGAAUCAGGUCCACGAUUUCUCCACGAAAAACCACUCGAUGGUGAACAAUAGGAACCAUGCGGAACCGGGGAACAAUGGCAAUGGUAUCUCGAAUAGCAGCUCCUCCCCAUCCCCGAGGCUGAUGGACGAAGUGAAGAAUGAACCUCUGGAUAUGAUAUGCGUGCCCAAUGCUGACAUCGACAGAAGCACAGACGACACGCCACCGCAUUCGCAUCAUAGAAACCUUGGAGGCGGGCCGCCGUCCCGCGGCAGCUCGGCCGAGGCCGAUGACCGCACGCCGCCGCCACCGCUGCCGCCCUCUCCGUUCGUGCCACCAGAAAGCAAAUUUCCAUCCUACAACUUCACCAUGGCUGCGCUGACCGAAUCAUCGUUGGCUGGUCUGCAGAGCCCACUGACGCCGGACGGCAUGGCGAGCACGUCUCAAGUGGGCCCACUGGGCGCGGGGCACCGAUGCGAGGUGUGCGGCAAGCUGCUCUCGACGCGGCUCACGCUCAAGAGGCACACGGAGCAGCAGCACCUGCAGCCCCUGCACUCGGCGCGCUGCAGCCUCUGUCACAAGGUGUUCCGUACACUCAACUCGCUCAACAACCACAAGAGUAUUUACCACCGCCGCCAGCGCGGCCUGCCGCAGCAGGCGCAGCCGCAGAACCUCACCACCAGCCCCGACGCCAAACUCAACCUGCCCCACCCCCACCCCCACCCCCACCACAACAUCGACUUCUACAAGUUCAAAGAUCAAUUCAACGUCUAAACGAGGCUCGAGCCCGAUUACCUAAUCGGACUUUCUUUUUUCAUUUUAUAUUCUUUAUUUUAUACCUUUUUAAUCUCUAUCGGGAUACGUUGAUAUAUUUUAUGUUACUGUGUUAAGAUUUAUAUAAAAUAUUUAUUUCGUAUUUAUGAACUUUGAACUUGUGAAAUCUUGAUGGAACAUGACAAUGACUUAUGAAUGUAUUGCAUCGACGUCGACACUCUUGACUCGCUGACAUUCCAAUGAUGAUGUAGGGCGACCGCAGACUGACCGUUAUUACGGCAAAUAAUCAUUAUCUCUAAAUGCAAUGAUGUAGGACCGUGUACGCCCUAUAUAGUGCAAUACUGCAACAACCCCAACUUUUUACACUAUGUUUAAUGUGUGACAAUAAGGAGAAGAAAAAAUAAUAUUUUGAGAAAAGAUGAAAAAUCUUGGUGCUGUAAAUUUAUAUAUUAGGCUUAAAUUUAUAAAAAAAGAAACAGUGUUCGAAUAAAGUAACAAAAGAGGCAUAUUAUUUUCAACAUUGUGUUCAUAUUUCGGCGUAAUUGCAAUUUAUUUAUUUUUACCUGCAUGAUCUCACUCUUAGUUAUUUAUACGAGAUUACUAAAACAUAUUUAAAAAUAUAAAAAAAAAAUUAUAUACAUGAAUUAUAUAAUUGGCUUAUGAGGCUUAUUGAAAUCUUUCUUUUAUAGUUAGGAGUUUCUGUUUAUUGAAUGUAAGACUGAAUUGUUCAGGACAUAGCACCAGCAGACGGAAACCGUUCGGAUUUGGUUAUACAGAAAAUUAUCAGCAGAAAGUACUUGUCACAGCAUAUAAUACAUAAAAACCGGACUUGAAUACACUCCACAUACACACACACACAAUAAACUCCCGAGUAAUGGUACGUAAUACGAUUGUGAUUAAUAGAAAAUCUAACCAAAUAUUGCCCCGUGUGUUCAGGCCCUUAAUUACGUUGUUAUUAACAAUUCCCAAUUGCAACUGUAUAAUAUUGACGCGUUUGCGAUUUUCCAUGAACCAUUUCAGAGUUGCAAAUACGAGCUAAGUACGGCUCGCAAUUGAAACUGUUAUAUUAACCAUUCAUAACUAUAAAAUUGUGGAUGAAAAUCAGUUUCUAAUAAGUUUUAUUAUACCACGAAGUUGACAAUAGACCUGGUAAACGGUUACCGUGGCCUAUGGCCGUCUGAAACACCAGAAGUGUCUCGUGCGCGUUGCUGACCCUUAAGGAACCCCUUAUGUCUUUUUGAAAAAGCCGAUACAAUAUUCUCUGUAGAGUUCUGUAGCUCUAGUACAUCAGUUAUUAUUAACAUUAUUAGAUAAUUGAAAAACAAAUUUGUGUACAACAAAAAUCUGCAGAUUUUGCCCAACUGAAGAGGAAACGCCACUACACAUCCUGUGUGGUUGUAGCCCACUCAUGCAUAAACGGAAUAUCUCCUUUGGAAAGUACACUAUAUCCUGAGGAGAUAAAAACCAUCGCUCCUAAGAAUAUCCUUCAAUUCUUGUCCCUGACGGGUCUAGGUAGCGAACUCUGAAAUAGUGCGAGCACAACAGAUCUAUGUAGGUCGCAGUGCUACAGGUCCAAGCGACUGACAACAGCCGAAACCCCCAAUAAAAAAACAAUUAAAGGAUUUGAUCACAAUUGUGGACAGCGUACCAUCAUUCUGGAUCAUACAUACAAUAGCAACAUAAAUAAUAUACAAUGUUCACAAUUAUUUACAAAGUCGACACUUUCUAUACAAGUUAAUUUUAUUAUUUCGUCGGCUCUAUACAUUAGCUAUCUCUUUCUACAGCUAUCGCCAUGUUUCUAUGAAUGCACAGGACAGCAUUAUUUAGCCAAGUGAAUCGUAAGGUGCCAUUUUAAAGAAUGAUAUGGCUAUAUUAUUUUAUUUUAGUUUAGUCAGAUUUUUAGUUACAUUUUAAUUAGUCUUAUUAAAUGUGUUCGUUCUUUUAAUAAUUAUUAUUGUUUCGUUAAAUUCUCUUACAAUAGCUUAGCAUUUUUCAUUAUAUCUAUUUCUAUACAAUUAUACUUCAAUUUUUUGUGCGGUUUUGUACAAUGUCUACUUACAUAUGUUGCUGUUUCGUUGUACAAUAUGUAAUUUAAUUACACCAUUUAUUAUUAUAUAAAAUACAUAAUAGGUAAUAGUAUAAAUUUUGAAUAAUUCUCAGUGUUAAAUGUUCCUAAAUUUGAACAGUGUGAAUUUUUUAACUAUAAUGUUUUCAACUUGACAUUUAUCGAUAUUUUGCUUGCCAUAAAUAGUAGUAAUCGAUGUAGUCACGGGCCCCGCGACUUGCAAGUAUAGUAUAUCACAAUAAUAAUCAUAAUAAUCAGUCGGUACUGGAUAGUGGAUUCUAAUGCUAUGACGAGUAGGUUCGAAGUCGCGACGCCCGCGAGUCUACACACGAAAAUUGCGUUGUAUAACUUAAUUGUAGUUCAAUAUACAUCACUUUAUCGACAAUUAGUGUAUCGUAAAUCAUUUGUUAUGUUUCUUUCACGGUAGCAAUAAGAAAUCUUAAAUGUAAUUGUAACACAUAAUUUAUUGUAAAACAAUAGUGAACACUUUUAGUAAUUGUUAGUGCCUACUUUUACAUUAUUGUUUUCAUUGUGAAAAAAAGACAUAUUUUGCGAAAACUUCUAAAUAUUUAGGAGUAGUGUUGGAAACACAUCUUACUUAUUUAGUAAUUGAUCAGUGCUUUAUACUUUAAACUAACGAGAGGCUUCCUAAAGUAAAUGUAAUGCUAUAUUUUAUAAGAUUCUGUUGUUAUUACUAGAUACAUAAAUGCUUAGCCAUUACAACUUGUUUAGUUAUUUAGUAAGCUUUAUUAUUAAAUUGGAAGCUAGUGUUUUGGUGCUAAAUUGGAAACAUGUUAGAGAAAAUGUAAGAGAAAAAAAAAAGCAAAAACUCGAAAUUCGUAUGGUGUAUUUAAAAAGUUUUUUCGCAACAUUCCUUAUGAUGAGAACUGUUAAGUUUUUAUUUGCACAAAUUGCAAAGUUUCGACGCGAGGCGUAGGUUUGUUGUUUUAUGUCUAGUAAUUUUAGUGAUAGAUUUUCUUGUUAAUUUGGGUUUGGGAAUUAAAUUAGUUGACUAACUAGUUAUAAGGUUUAUCUGAAUUCAUAUAGUUAAUAGCUUCUAUAUGUUUAAUUUACGAUUACAGGGAUGUGCUGCGAUGGCAGUACGGUCAUAAUUUGGCUAAUCUAUGGUAGCACUGCGGAGAGCUUGUGAAUUUAUUUAUUAUAAAAAAAAAAUGAAAGUUAUAUCUGGAUUUUUAAAAAGAAUGCCAAAAUCUAAUAAGCGCUAUAGACUGAUUAGAGUAAGUACGCGUUUGAAUUGUACACUAUUAGGCAUAUUUUAUAAAUAAAAAUUGUACAUUAUUUACUAAAUUAACAAUUUUAUAAAAAGCCGUCGUUGUGGCGAAUUGACGAAGCGUGAUUUCUUUUUGUAUUAUUCGAAGAAAAAAUUGUGAUCGUGAUCUUUAUUUGACGCUGUUAGGUGCUAAGUUAUUUUGGGAUCUCAAAGGGCCGUGGGCCCUUCUGGGUUUUAAUGGGCGAGAACUACACCGUGUUCUAAGGAGCAGAACACAUCCCUGUCAAAACUAUAUUAGAUAGUCUCUUAGCAAGUUUAAGACUGUUUCUGUGACCUGUUUAAGUUUUUACUUUCUAUCGAGUUAAGGUGUUUUUUUUUUCUAUGCGUCGCAGUCGCGCGCCCACCUUGUACAAUGUGUUCUUAUAAUUCUUGUUGGCAUUUUUACUUAUUUUAUAAGGGAUCUAAAUUAAUUUAUUGGUUGUUGUAUUGAAAUUUUAUAUUUUUUUUUUCCUUAAAUUAUUAUAUGUACUAUCAGUAAAUGUUUUUGUUGACAGUUUAACAUCUGUGUAAUGCAGUCCAUUCUAUUUUAAUUGCCGUCGUGCCAAAUUGUUGACUUUUAAUUUUUCGUCUUCCAUUUGAUAUUCUGAUGUCUCUAUAUCUACUAAUGUAAGAGUGCCUACCGCUCGUGAAACAGUUUCUAAUUCAAUCAAUGGUGUCCGCAAUAGAAUUAAAUGGACUGCAACCACGUACUAACAUUAGGGACUAUUAUCGAAAUGAAUUAACAUCACAUAAUUAUUAUUGUAUAUGAAUAGCUCUAUUCCUUCCUUACUUUUAUUAAAGAUACUUGACGUAACUCAUAAAAUGUAAUUGUAAUCGUUAAACCGAACUUCAUAAAUCCUAAUAUUGAUGAUAA